GUGGAGCUGUUUUGAACCCUUUUCGGAAAUAAUGGAGGGGGAGAGGUUUGUGAGGGAAAAAAAUGAUUUUCGAUCCUUUCAUUGAAAUCGUUUCACUUGAGUGACUUGAAAUAACUGCCUAUAAACAUCGAGGCGGUGCAGCCGAGAUGUAUAUGAACCGCACUGCUGCUCCUGGGACCAGGCUUGCCCUCACCUCGCUGUUGUUUCCUUGAAUGUAAUUUUCAUUCGCCCCCCCAAAAAACUAUCGGACGAGAAUCAGGAUCUGAGUUUAAAAAAAUAAUCGUAACUCUGAUUGUAAGAGCGCUCGGCUGCCAUGAAUAGCUAUGGUCCUCCGUACUUGUACAUCCCCUCUGCAUCUCCCCGAGCACCGUCCCAGAGAACUCCCAAGUGCGCUCGGUGCCGGAACCACGGGGUGCUGUCCUGGCUGAAAGGCCACAAGCGUUACUGCCGCUUCAAAGACUGCACUUGCGACAAGUGCAUCCUCAUCCUGGAGAGACAGCGGGUCAUGGCCGCACAGGUGGCUCUCAGGAGGCAGCAGAGCAACGAGAAUCCUUGCAGUCUGGUUCUUCCCGAGGAUUACAGAGCUACAUACCCAGCUCCUCCCGAGAGACACGAGGACUUACCUCCUCCUCCGGGGGAGUCGACGGCAGCAGCAGCAGCAGACUCCCUGCAUCAGCAGCCAGAUGAUUAUGAUGAUGCAGAAGGAAAUGUGAAUGACAAGAAGCAAAUGAACAUGGUCAACGAUGAUAUAGAAGAGUUGGUUUCUCCAACAGACAUCCAAAAUAGCAAAGCAACAUCACCAUUGGCAGAGUCCAGCAAUGAUGCAGAGCGAAAAAAAGAAGACAGCGUGCAGCUUAAAGAUGCCGCCAGAUAUGAUUUCAAAGACAUCAAGAAGCUCUUAAAGUCUGAAAAUGUACUUAAGGACAUGUCUCCUGCAAGGGAAUCCAAAAGGCCUCCUAUUGAGGUUCUGACCAAAAUAUUUCCAAACCAGAAACAAUCUGUGUUAGAGCUGGUACUGAAAGGGUGCAAUGAUGACUUGGUUUCAGCAAUUGAAACCUUAUUGUCCAGCAAUGCUAGGAGAUGGGAAAGCCCCCAAAACAGCAACAAACCGCAGAAUUCCAAGGACAUAGCUGACUACAAUUCUAGUCACUACCCUUUAUCCCCUACAGCUUGGUCGCUGAGCUCGGCCUUUAGGUCCCCAUCUGAUCCAUUCCAGGUAUCUCCAAACAACCAUAGUAUUGUGGCAAGCUUGCCUAAUCUAAAUCAUACCGUUACACAACCCAGUCAUUAUCCAGUGCAAACCCUUUUCAGACCAACAUUGUCUGGAAAUCACCCCUUUGUUUCCAGUGAGUUUGCCCUAUGGAGCACAAUGACCUUUCAGCACCCUAGCCUGAGGCAACGAUUUACAUCUCUGGCUCACUCUACUAGUGCCCUAUUGGGGAGCUCAACAAUGGUCCUACCUGCCCCAAAGGAGACUUCCCAAAAAUCAUCUGUCUGCGAUGAAAAAGUGGCAGAAAAGUCUUUGAAGGCACUUGGUGAGAGGCAAGAAGGUAAAAACUAGCAACAUGAACGAGGCGGACUCAGUGAAUUUUCACUAUUUUGAUAGGACAUGCAAAAAAAAUCUCAUAGACAUAUUAAUAAGAUCAAUCCUAAAAUGGGUGUAGUAUGGUGGAUGUCCACACGCAGUAGCUGUAAUUAUCACUUGUAAAAGUCAAUGUGAAAAAUGUUCAUUAUAUUUGGAAUUUGAUCAAAUUAAAACACUAGAUUAUGGUAA
Messenger RNA from Amblyraja radiata (thorny skate), 1774 nucleotides. Its product is annotated as doublesex and mab-3 related transcription factor 3, truncated. The transcript is spliced from 2 exons. The record is from RefSeq and is a predicted model, not a curated record. Gene Ontology annotation, cellular component: nucleus. Gene Ontology annotation, molecular function: RNA polymerase II cis-regulatory region sequence-specific DNA binding; DNA-binding transcription factor activity, RNA polymerase II-specific; protein binding. Gene Ontology annotation, biological process: regulation of transcription by RNA polymerase II; sex differentiation. NCBI's taxonomy places the organism in Eukaryota, Metazoa, Chordata, Chondrichthyes, Rajiformes, Rajidae. Bases 314 to 1561 code for a protein of 415 amino acids.